CUACAAUUAAACUUCUCAACCUCGAAUAUUCACAUACUCUCAGGGCUCCUGAUUGGAUACCUAAAUCUACUAAGCUUUUAAAACAAUAGCUGCAUUGUGCCAGAAGCAAAUAUGACAACAUUCUCAUCCAUUCCCUCCUACAUCCUUGGCGGCGCCUGCGUCAGCCGCGGGAUAAUGGCUCUCCUCUCACCACGAAAAGAGUACAGUCACGUUGGUCUUCUUCUCGAACCCAGCAAAACCAACACUGAAGGCGGUUCUGUUUCACCUCUUAUGUACUUCAAGGGUCUUCGUGAGAUAUCAUACGGUCUUACGUUGAUGGCGUUGCAAUAUCAGAACAACGAGAGCGCCGUGACGACGUUUUCAGCAAUUUUGUCGAUUGUGAGACUUGGUGACGGUUUGGUUGUUUGGAUGAAUGGGGGUGGUGAGCUGAGAUAUAAAGCUGCUGGCCAUUGGGUUACAGGACUAGGGUUUGUCGGAUGGGUGAUUUGGAGAUGGAGCUACUAGAGCGCCAGAGAUGGAUAUGAAAUCAUAGGCCGGAAGGAGUGGACAUAUAUUGGUCCAGAAGGUUAGAAACAUGAGAAGGUUCAUAGACACGGUCAAGCUCCCCACUCCUCGGAACAUAAAUUAGGAUGUACUGUGUCUCAUAUACAUUCUUUCUCAAGCUGUGAACACUCCCCAACAUUUCUGGCGGAUGAUGUGCUACAACCAUCGAAAAUACAUUCAUAGAAUCACUAAAGC
Fusarium redolens is the source of this 738-nucleotide messenger RNA. RefSeq lists its product as uncharacterized. NCBI's taxonomy places the organism in Eukaryota, Fungi, Ascomycota, Sordariomycetes, Hypocreales, Nectriaceae. The coding region runs from base 112 to 504 and encodes 130 amino acids. The record is from RefSeq and is a predicted model, not a curated record. The transcript has a single exon.